GCUGUAUUUUAGUAAAAGGAAGGAAAGUGAGAAAUAUUUUUGACUGUGAGUGUUCUUCCCAAAAAUCGGAUCCUCGCCGCCGUCUCUGCCGCUUCGCUGUCUCGAAUCUUCUCUCUACCUGCCUCCUGACAAUAGGAAUUGUUUCCAGAUUAGUCUAGUCUGUCGAAUGGCGAGCACCGGAGUAUUAGGAGGCGAUGGGAGCCACAAAAUAGAUUACGUCUUCAAAGUGGUUCUGAUCGGCGACUCCUCCGUGGGGAAGUCUCAAAUGCUCUCGCGAUUUGCGCGCAAUGAGUUCAGCCUCGAUUCCAAGGCGACAAUCGGCGUGGAGUUCCAGACGCGAACUGUGGUUAUCGACCGCAAGUCCGUCAAGGCUCAGAUCUGGGAUACCGCUGGUCAGGAAAGGUACAGAGCCGUCACAAGCGCAUAUUACAGGGGCGCUCUGGGAGCGAUUUUGGCGUACGACAUUACAAAACGGAAAAGUUUUGACCACAUCCCGCGAUGGCUGGAGGAGCUGCGCGCUCACGCCGACGACAACACAGUAAUGAUUCUGGUCGGCAACAAGUCCGACCUUGAAGACCAGAGAGAAGUGCCAACAGAGGAUGCCAAGGAAUUCGCUCAAACGGAGGGGCUAUUCUUUCUCGAGACAUCGGCAUUGGAAGCAACCAAUGUCGAAGAAGCCUUCCUGACUGUCUUGACGGAGAUAUUCAACGUCACCAACCGGAGAAGUCUUGCCGGGGGCAAAGAGCAAGAUCAAAAGCCGGUGUCCCUCGCCGGUAAGAAUAUCGACGUUGCGGGUUCCGGCCAGGCUGUUCCGGAAAAGAACAGGAUGUGCUGCGGAUCAUGAUGCCCUGUAGGUGUGAUGGUAUGUACAUCUUGUAUAUAUAUUUAUUUUUUUUUUCUGUUAUAUGAAUUAAUUCAUGCAUGGUUUGCUUAAAGGAGACUUGGUUUUGAUAAA
Andrographis paniculata is the source of this 955-nucleotide messenger RNA. RefSeq names its product ras-related protein Rab11D-like. The coding region runs from base 167 to 844 and encodes 225 amino acids. Gene Ontology annotation, molecular function: GTPase activity; GTP binding. The record is from RefSeq and is a predicted model, not a curated record. Gene Ontology annotation, cellular component: endosome. NCBI's taxonomy places the organism in Eukaryota, Viridiplantae, Streptophyta, Magnoliopsida, Lamiales, Acanthaceae. The transcript has 2 exons.